Arvicanthis niloticus (Nile rat) is the source of this 1789-nucleotide messenger RNA. RefSeq names its product ATPase H+ transporting V0 subunit e2 (gene Atp6v0e2). NCBI's taxonomy places the organism in Eukaryota, Metazoa, Chordata, Mammalia, Rodentia, Muridae. Gene Ontology annotation, molecular function: proton-transporting ATPase activity, rotational mechanism. Gene Ontology annotation, biological process: proton transmembrane transport. The record is from RefSeq and is a predicted model, not a curated record. Gene Ontology annotation, cellular component: proton-transporting V-type ATPase, V0 domain.
GUGACAGCUGGUGAGCCUGCGGCGUUCCCAGCGGACGGGGUUCAGAGAUGCGCGAGCGCAGAUUCAUUUGGUCCAGGGCCUCCCCGACUGGGAUCCGGUUGCGCAUGCUCACCGCCCUCUGCCGGGACUUGCACCUGCUUAGCGUCUGCUGUUCGAUCCGAUACCCCACCUGAGCGUCGCGCACACAGCCAUGACAGCUCAUUCCUUUGCCCUCCCUGUCAUCAUCUUCACCACAUUCUGGGGUCUCAUCGGCAUCGCUGGGCCCUGGUUCGUGCCCAAAGGACCCAACCGCGGGGUGAUCAUCACCAUGCUGGUAGCUACUGCUGUCUGCUGUUACCUCUUCUGGCUCAUCGCCAUCUUGGCCCAGCUGAACCCCCUGUUUGGGCCACAAUUGAAGAAUGAGACCAUCUGGUACGUGCGUUUCCUGUGGGAGUGAUCAGCUGGCUUCUGGCCCCAGAUGCCCUGCUGUGAAUGGCCGAGCCUUGAUGUCCCUGGAGACCCUGCAUUCCUACUGGCCCCACCCAUCAGUAUGACAGUUCUGUGCAUUCCCUGCCAGUGUGCUGUGGGAUCCAUACCCCCCAGGCAACCCGGUUUCUGUUUCUGGUUUCAGUGUCUUCUGUGUUCCCAGCCAUUAGGGGGCCUCCGUUUGGGAAAAGCCCCAUGCUCAGUCAGGCCACUGUGGGAGCUAAGCUGAGCUUAAAUCCCCACACUUGGCACAUCUCUCCCUCUCUUUCAAGCAAACCCUGGCUGAGAAUCUGGGCCUGCUGGGAUCUGUUUUCACCCAGGGAGCAGAAGGCAGGACUCAGCCCAGUCGCAGAAAGGACUCGAGUCUUUGUGGAGAAGGGACAUGUGGUCCAAAAUCUCCACGUUUUUCAACUCUGUCUCCACCGUGUUGAAAUAAAUGUUGGGUCAGGGUCACAGGCCUCCUCCAGCUCUGAAGUGGAUUAUCCAUUUAGUUUCUGACACUUUUAGAUAUGACAUUCCUGGAGAUGCUGGUGACCUAAAGAAACAGUCACACCAAAAACCCAGCACAGUUAGGAUCGAAGCCUCCAUGUUUAGACUUUAGUAACAGGGAAGUCAGUUAGCAUGGGGGGAGGUGGUGUCUCUUUGGAAUGUUCUGGUCACUUUCCUUUCCCUCUGUAGACAAGCUCACCGACUCCCUCGUACCUGUCAGUUGGGUGCAGCCAUUUUGCCAUUCUUCAUUGGGCUGUGGUGGGGCAGAUCCCAGAUCUGGUCCCAAUACCAUUGAAGAGUGAAGGCUGGGGGACAAAGGUGAUGUUUAUGGGGUUCUACUGGCAUUAUGCCUUCCUGGCUUCUGAGACCCUCUGUCCCCAAGCUCCUAUGACUCUGUGCCAGGCACAGUGAGACAGAAAAUGUAAAUCACAGGGGACUCCUCCAGCCCAUGCUCUCUCCCCUCUGAGAGUGUGAGUAGGGCAUUCUUGCCUGAGUUGCCAGAGCUAGCUAGGGCAGAGCUCUACACAAUCCAUGGUUCCCAGACAGUGGCUCUGGGUUCCCAGGGGAAGAAAAGUCCAGUUGAUUAUCUAUUGAUUAUUUAUUUAUCCUCCCCUUGUAGGGGUUGUUUUGGGAGUGGCAUAGACACUGUAGCUCAGAUUGCUGGGCAUUAGGUGUGCUGGUUGCUCAGAUCUUCGGCUGAGGCCUCUGUGGACAACCCAUCCCUUCCUACCCUGACUCCUGAAGCCUUCCUGUGGGGUGGGGCAUGGUGAGCGUGACUCAUGUUGAGAAGCUGAUUCCUGUCUAAUAAAUCAUGGUGAUGCAAGAUUGAUUUAGU